AUAUUGGUUUUGAAGGAUUUAUUGUUGAUUUUAAUUUCUUUGGUUUUGUUAAUUAUCUGUGUUUUAGUAGGGGUUGCUUUUCUUACCUUGCUUGAGCGAAAGGUUUUGGGUUAUAUUCAAAUUCGUAAGGGUCCUAAUAAGGUUGGUUUUAUUGGGUUGUUACAGCCGUUUGCUGAUGCAAUUAAGUUGUUUACUAAGGAACAAACUUUUCCUGUUAUGUCAAAUUUUAAUAUUUAUUAUUUUUGUCCUGUUGUUAAUUUAUUUAUUUCUCUCUUUUUGUGAAUGAUAAUACCUUUUUUAAGAGUGUGUUUAAAUUUUAAUUUAUCUUUAUUGUUUUUUUUUUGAGUUUCUAGAUUAGGGGUUUAUACUAUUAUAAUGGCUGGCUGGUCUUCUAAUUCUUCUUACUCGUUAUUAGGAGGUUUACGUUCUGUUGCUCAGACUAUUUCUUAUGAGGUGAGGUUGGCUUUAAUUAUGAUAUCUUUUAUUUUUUUGUCUUUGAGUUUUAAUUUGCUUGAUUAUUAUUAUGUUCAGAAUUAUGGUUGAUUUAUUUUUUUGUGUUUGCCUCUAAGUUUAAUAUGAUUGAUUUCGGGAUUGGCUGAAACUAAUCGUACUCCUUUUGAUUUUGCAGAAGGUGAAUCUGAGUUGGUUUCUGGUUUUAAUGUUGGAGGGGGUUUUGCGAUAAUUUUUCUUGCUGAAUAUGCAAGAAUUCUUUUUAUGAGAAUAAUCAGAGUUAUACUUUUUUUAGGGGGUGAUUUAAAUUCUUUUAUUUUUUUUGUUAAGUUGGUAUUUGUAUCAUUUUUUUGGUUAUGAGUUCGAGGUACUCUUCCUCGUUUUCGUUAUGAUAAGU
Messenger RNA from Zophobas morio, 847 nucleotides. Its product is annotated as NADH-ubiquinone oxidoreductase chain 1-like. Gene Ontology annotation, molecular function: NADH dehydrogenase activity. The record is from RefSeq and is a predicted model, not a curated record. Gene Ontology annotation, cellular component: membrane. Lineage: Eukaryota; Metazoa; Arthropoda; Insecta; Coleoptera; Tenebrionidae. Gene Ontology annotation, biological process: aerobic respiration.